CGCUGAGUGUAAUUUUCUCCUUGAAAUUAUGGGAUGGGAGUGCUCUUCUUUGCAAGCUCAUAAAAAGGCCAGCAUGACCACCUCGUUACCUCAGCAAUAAAAGAAUACAGCCUCCAGUGCAGUGUAAGCAAUGUCAGUGUGCAGAGUCCAACCGCUCGACUGGAUGCUUUUGCAGCAGAUGAUUGUCAAAGUCUUUAGCUCCAAGUUCAGACCAGCAACUGGUGUUCGGGGACCAUGCCCUCGGGGAAGACAGUCAAGCUCAUCCUGUAUGAGGUGCUGCAGUUUGCGGCCCUGAUCGUGCCAGUAUUUGUGAUCAUGGAGAGGUUUGCCAGCCUCAUACGAGAGGUGAAAGGCUGGGAUCUAACAGCUUACUGGCUUGUGGUAGCGACCUCUAUCGCCUACGUGACCUCUGUGACCCUGCUGGUGUGGGUUCCUCUUAAAUAUGUGAUCCUCCAGCAGCGCAGGUUCAUCACAGAGAUCACACAGUGGAGACCGACAGCGUUGGCGUAUCUCAUCCUGUGUACAUUACCAUGCUUUGCUAUUUUAAUAGCCGCCUCCAAGGUGCAGGUGGACGGAAGACACAGGUUUGACCAUUUCACUGAGCUGCCCGUUUCCUUGGUGCUUUUCUCUCUCAUCUGUGUGGACGUCAUCGAGAGGAUUCGACCCUGCAGGCUCGUUGGACAAUUAGACAGCUUGGAUCAUGACCUCGAUAUAGCAGGUCUCACCCUCACCCACCUGGAACAGGUGACCACCAUAUCAAGCCAGCUGCAAUCUGAUGAAGGCCAGAACGGUCUGACCCACGGCCAUCCAGAGACCAGGAACGGCAGCGCCACAGGCAGAUGGCAGGACUUCAAUGGCUCGCCCAGCCGGUCAGCAUUCAGCUCACGAGCAUCCAGCACCGCCUACCUGUACUCCUCAUCCUCGCGCCCCCGAUACUACUCUGGCCCUAUGGGCUUCCUGUGGAGGAGGGAUGGAAGGUCAGAGGUGUUUGUGGAUAGUUUCCUGUUCUGGCUAGACACUGUGGAGAUGGUGAGAGUGGCAGGAGAGCCACUGGUCUUCUACUCAGUCUGGGUGUUCCCCAUCUACAUCCUCGCUUUCCUGUCCACUCUCCGCGUGGUCAUCACUCCUAACAACUCCUUGUUGUCUUUUGCUGGAGUGGCUCUGCAGGAUCUUCCUUUCUUUAUAAUUCGGGUGGCUCUGAUUGUUGUGUUUGGUUAUGUAACACCUGUGUUGUAUGCAAUGAAAAAUGCGCUGGUGAGCCUGACAUUUAUCUACUUUACAUUCCUGACCAAGCUGAAGAUAUUCAGCAGUCAGAGCAUGUUUUGAGGAGGAGUGGCACAUUCUGUCGCUAAUGAAAAGAUCCGCUUUGAUUGUGGAUGGUUGAACAGUUGGUGUAUUUAUGUGUAUGUAGCAGCAUCAGAGAAGCAUCGUGCUGGUGCUGAUGAUGAGGUUUUGAAUUGUAAUGGCUUCAAAUGUAUUGAAAGCCCAUUCAUCCAAAUCAAAGUGUAAAAAAUGAUUCUCUCAAAAAAGAGGAGAGCUGUGUCAGCUUCAGUAUAGACCAAUUGUUUUUGUUUUUGUAUGAAUUCAUUUAGUAUUUAUUGAUACCAGAUUUUAUGUCUAUCUGCUACUUUUU
Messenger RNA from Thunnus maccoyii (southern bluefin tuna), 1633 nucleotides. It is a transcript of the gene tmem236, whose product is annotated as transmembrane protein 236. Lineage: Eukaryota; Metazoa; Chordata; Actinopteri; Scombriformes; Scombridae. The transcript is spliced from 4 exons. Bases 235 to 1326 code for a protein of 363 amino acids. The record is from RefSeq and is a predicted model, not a curated record.